Messenger RNA from Tachysurus fulvidraco (yellow catfish), 6051 nucleotides. RefSeq names its product nfe2 like bZIP transcription factor 1b (gene nfe2l1b). The coding region runs from base 661 to 3081 and encodes 806 amino acids. NCBI's taxonomy places the organism in Eukaryota, Metazoa, Chordata, Actinopteri, Siluriformes, Bagridae. Gene Ontology annotation, molecular function: RNA polymerase II cis-regulatory region sequence-specific DNA binding; DNA-binding transcription factor activity, RNA polymerase II-specific. Gene Ontology annotation, cellular component: nucleus. Gene Ontology annotation, biological process: regulation of transcription by RNA polymerase II. The record is from RefSeq and is a predicted model, not a curated record. The transcript has 6 exons.
AGUGUUGCGAAGUCGGUCGUGCUAACAAUCCUAGCAUUGUUUUAGAUUAGAAAAAUACACACACUGGGAUUUUAUUUUUUACUUUAAAGGGGCGGUGAUCAUUUCUGUUUUUUUCCUGACUGAUUAAUGAUCUCAUUCAGACCUGAGCCCUGGAAUAUUCUACGCAUGCGCGUUAUCAAAACGUGUUCCUCUGUCAGGGAACUUAUCGGCAAGGGAGAAAUUUUGCAAGUCAUCGUGGGCUAUUCAAGACAAGUGGACUACGACAACAUUAAGCAAAUCUAUGGAAAUAAAAGACUUUUUCAAGAAAGUGACUAUCGUAUGCUGCUAGAGUACCGUCUAGACAUUUCGGGCAGUUUUAUUCCUAAACUCUUUAUGCAUUGAAGAAGCUUUGAUGUAAUAACUGAAAAUCUAAUGGCAUCUGAGCAUCUGACAGGAUAGACAUUGGCCACUGAGGACAAAGGAACCCUCAUUUCCCCUCAUUCUCCCUUUUUGCACCAAGUCAAUGGUUUUGUGAAAACACAAUUUCUGUGAUGGUUUCUCAACAUUUUAUACUUAUUUAUGUCAUGUAAAACACUGACUGCAAGUGUUCCGGUUCGACCCUCGUUGUGUUAGGUUUUUGUUUUUGUUUUGUUUUUUUUAUUUUGUUUCCUUUGCCAAGAAAUGCUUUACUUGAAAAAGUACUUCACAGAGGGUCUGAUUCAGUUCACUAUCCUCCUGAGUCUCAUUGGGGUGCGGGUGGACGUGGACACCUACUUAAACAGUCAGCUGCCCCCGCUCCGUGAAAUCAUCUUGGGGCCAAGCUCAGCCUACACACAGACACAGUUUCACAACCUGCGCAACACCCUGGACGGCUAUGGCAUCCAUCCGAAAAGCGUGGACCUGGACCAUUUCUUUGCCAUUCGUCGGCUGCUGAAUCAGGUGCACUCUCUGGAUCACCUGCGUGUUCCCAGCACUGAGCUGAACGCUUGGCUGGUGCACCGUGACCCUGAGACAGUGGUGUCUGCAGCCAGCCAGUCCAGCCCCAGCAUUGCCCUGGACAAUGGCGGCAGCCUGGAGGACGUGAACAGCCCUGAACCCUCGGCCAUGAGAGGGGCCGGCAGCACUUCUGAGUCAACUUACAGCCUUAGUGGAGAGGACAGUUUGGGUGCUGUGGCCCCUGAGGCCAACCAGGAACAAGGCAACGGAGACAGCGUUGAUGAGCUUUCUAAAGAGGACAUAGACCUUAUAGAUAUCCUCUGGCGACAGGAUAUUGACCUCGGAGCUGGACGGGAAGUGUUUAACUACAGCAACAGGCAGAAGGAUGGUGAGGGAGAUAAACAGAAUGAGGUAAAUGAGGAGGCAGGCGUACGGGAGGAGGACUGGAGAAAUGGAAUCAAUCUGCAGGAGGGUCAGGGCAUCACCCUAGUGGAUGGAGAGACUGGGGAGAGCAUACCUGAGGAGCUUUCUCGCCUUGGCACACAGACUUCGAUGUCCCUUCAGGAAUGCCUGAGGCUUCUGGAGGCCACCUUCCCUUUUGGAGAGGAAUCAGAGUUUCCUCUGGUCAAUUUGAAGUUCCAGGCUACAGAUGCUGCCCCUCAACUUAGAGGCCAGGAAGAAAAUGCUCCUUCAACAUCUCAGGGGCUUUCACUGCCUGCCCCUUUGCCUCAGUCUGAUGCACCUUUAGACCUGGAACAGCAAUGGCAGGACAUAAUGGCAAUCAUGGAACUGCAGGAAAUGGAUGUGAAUAACACCGCAGAAAAUACCAAUCUCAAUAACGAGAAUAACACUCACACUAAUACUAAUGAAUCAGGCACGAUGGCAAGUUUUGGUGUUUCCCAAUCCAGUCUGAUCAACCAGGAUGUGAGUCUCCAUCAGGCGUCUCUCCCAAGCUGCAGCCAGGACCUCCCCAGCCUUUUCAACUCCGAAUUAGAUCCUUCUGUAGGACAGCAGCCUACUCUCCCCAGGCUCUCCUCUAGUAAUUCAACUAACGUUAACUCAACAUUUGGAGUCACAAAUCUUACUGGGCUGUUCCUCCCACCACUCAACAGCACCAACAACUUAACCUCUUCCCCAGUCCUGCCAGAUCCCUUUGUUAGCCUGCUGGAGGAAUCCAUGAUAGAUGAAAUUAGCCUACUAGACCUGGCAAUGGAGGAAGGGUUCAGUCAGGCUCAAGCCUCUCAGCUAGAAGAUGAGCUUGACUCAGACUCUGGAUUGUCUUUGGAUUCUGGUCACAGCCCUGCAUCUCCCAGCAACUCUGAGACGUCUUGUUCCUCAGCUGCAUCCUCCUCCUCCACCUCUGCUACUUUCUCUGAGGAAGGUGCUGUGGGCUACAGCACAGAUUCUGAAGUGGCUACAGCUGAAACGGAGGAGGGAGCCGUUGGAGGCUACCAGCCUGAAUACAGCAAGCUGUGCCGGAUGAGCUAUCAAGAUCCCUCCCAUUUUCAUAACCUGCCUCAGCUGGACAGCAUCAAUCACAACCACACCUACAAUUUGCCGGCGGCCUCCUCGUACCCUGAGCAGCCCCAGCUGCUCGGAUCCUGCAGUAAAAAGUGCAGAGACAAGCACCUACAACAAACCAAGAUUCAUCCACCAAGGGAGUUCAUCGACAAGCAGUCUAGCCGCGAUGAACGUCGGGCCAGAGCCAUGAAAAUACCUUUCUCCAAUGAAAAAAUUGUCAACCUUCCCGUUGAAGAGUUCAACGAACUUCUGUCUAAACACCACCUCAGUGAGGCUCAGCUUUCACUCAUCCGUGAUAUCCGCAGACGUGGCAAAAACAAAAUGGCUGCACAGAACUGCCGCAAACGCAAACUGGACACCAUCAUCAAGCUUGAGCAAGGUGUGCAGGAUCUGCGGCGUGACAAAUCCCGGCUGCUGAAGGAGAAGGUGGAGUGCCUGCGCUGCAUCAGGCAGAUGAAGCAGAAGGUGCAGAUCCUUUAUCAGGAAGUGUUCAGCCAGCUGCGUGAUGAAGAAGGCAGACCAUAUCCUGCUAGUGAGUAUUGCCUGCAGUACAGUGCUGAUGGUAGCGUGCUCAUCACACCAAGAAGCAUGACUCUUGAGCAAAGCCGAAAGCCUGACAAAAAAACGAAGGACAAAAAGAAGUGAUGACUUCACCCCACCAAAAAAAAAUAAUCAUAUGCGGUGGAAGUAAAUGCUGUUUUUUUUCCUUUGAGAAGAUUCUAGCAAGGAAAAGAAAAUUGCACUGUCAGUGUUGUUCCUGCAUUAGGUUUUCUCCUUUUUUCUUUCUUUGGUUCAAAUGUUUUCUCCAGAAAAUAAGAAGCAGAAUUGCUUUUUAAAGUACCGAAUUUCUGUUGUUUUACUUGGAGUAUGGAGUAUGACUGGAAUGGUGAAUUGACUGAAUCUAAGAAGAGCAAAAGAGGCAAACCUGAGAAUAAAUUGAGGAAUUGACCUUCAUUUCCAUCAAGAGCCCAAAAAACAAAAGAAUGGUAAUGCUAGCUGAUUAUCGGCUUGGAAAGGUCAUUAGACUCUUAAGUAUUGGCCUCUGGGGUGUGUGAAUACUCAGCCGGUAGUCUUUUAGUUCAAAGAAGGCGGCCUUACUUUCUGAAGAUGGUGGAGAGCCAGCGGAGGUUGAAAGACACUUGUGGUGAGAAAACAACUGCAAAAGAAAAGCAUACCUUCAGUGACCAAUGGUUGUGCAUUUCUUUUGUUUCCAGUUCCAUCACAGUGGUCACUCGUGUACCUACACCAACGUGACUUAGCAACAAGGAAAUGCCACAUUUCACUUGGGACAGUUACAUAUGAAACCUGACAGGUUUCUCUGGGUAUUAAAUGCCACUUGCCAUGGAAUUAGGAAGAAGGUUGGAUGAAGUAGAGGGGUAAAGAAUGAGUUUGAGGGAAUGCUCGAGGUGGGAAUGAUUUGAGAUGAAAAAUGAAUACAGAGUUAAGGAUGCACACUGCAUUACUAAUAAAUCAGCUUCUGUGCUCUGCUCGAUGCUGUAAAUCAUCUCUGUCGCUUGGCUGUUAGCUCUCAGUCUUUAGCAGUCGUUUCUCUUCUGCAGGCUUUAAAGGUGAGAAUUUCCUCUGUGAACCUUUCCAUAGAUUUCCUCCCAUGUGCAUAAAGUUCUACAUAAACUACAGGCCGUUUUUUUUUUUUUUUUUCCCCCUCCUGAAUUCUGUCAUGACCAUUUUGCUGCUUAAAACCGGACGUCCUAAAAAUGAUCAAAGAAAAUCAGAACAACGACAAAAAAAAAAUGUAAUGAUAAAAAAUACUGUACAGAGAUGUUGUGCUGAAUUUCAGCUCAUCACAUGCUUUUCAGAGUUACUUUCUGGCUUAUUGCCGGACUGCUACGUUGUUUUCAAGCAACAGGGUCAAAGUACAAUUCUCACCCCAAGACAAUUUUUGUUGCAGUAGUUUUCUGUAAUUUAUUAUUAUUAUUUUUUUUAUUAUUAUAAUAAAUUUUUUUAAUGCCCUGGACAAUGAAUAAGAUACUCUGAAAUGUUAAGAAUAUUGGCUUAAUGUUCACAUUAUUAGAACUUAAUUUAGUACCAGUUCCUUUUUUGAUUAACUGAUGUGAAACAGUUGAACAUCACAGUUUUUCUUUAAUGUAUUCGGUUUUUCAUAAUGUAUUUUUCUUGUUUGUUUCCUUUCUCUCUUUUACUUGUUGAACUUCCCCUGUUAAACAGGCGAAUAUCUGAACACUACCAUGCACCUGUUUAGCUAAUAAACACAUCUGGAGAACUGAAAAGCUGCCACCACAGCAGAAACCGAUCGUGCUGAAGUGCAGCAUAAUCACUGAUCUCAAACUAUUCAGGAGACUAGCAUACAUGUGAAAUAUAAUAUCUUUAAAUUGGAGCUUUAGCACUAAUAACAAGCGUUUAAUCUUCACCUCUUCAUAGUUUAUUCACUUCUACCAGUUUCCAUCAUUCACAUCGACUCCAAACACAUACAGAGCCUCGUGUGGAGCUAUUUUCCUGUCAAAAAUAGUUGCAUGUAAAGAUUGCAAUUCUAUCGUAGUUUUAUGAAUUGAAAAUUCAACAAAUUGUUCAUCUGUAAUUGCAGUUAUAACUUUACGUACCAAGACGCACUCAUAUUUAAACUCAAGUCCUAAUUUACAUUGUUACAUGUCUUAUCAAUUUAUCUAGCAUCUUUAACGCAGAUGCUUUUAACAGCUUUUGUACUACUGCAUACAUUUUGAAAGUGCAUUACUCAAUUUUAUUGCGGUAACACUUCGAGAGAGAGAGAGAGAGAGAGAGCUAUGGGGCUGGCCUCAGACAGGCAAACUGACAUUAAAAGUUAUCAAGAGUUCGACAUAGGUCUUGAAUAAUAGCUGCAGUGGCUCGGAAUGGCUGGGCUGCUGGUUUUCAUUCCAGCCUAAUACGAGCUACACUCAAUAGUCAUUAGAAAUCCGAGAUCACUUAAACUAAGCGUGUUAGUUAUAAGUGGCAUUAAAAACAGCCCCAGCAGCUCUUUGCAGAUAAUAUUGAAGUCCGCCGGCUUUCAAAUAACGUUCUUAAAGAUGCGGCUUCAAACCUUCCAAACUAUGCACGUAAAGCAGUAUUGCUUAAACCCAAGAGGUAUUCAGUAUGAAGUGAAUGUUCGAAAAAAGUAUUUAAAAACAACCAUAAGAAGCAUACAUUAAGAAUUUGUUCCAAGAUGACUGAAUUUGCAAUUCAUAAAAAUGUCGAUUUGUCAGGAAAUGCACUCUGUACGCCAUGCACUCUGUCUGGUUAUUGCCGUAUGCAAGGAGUAAAAGUAACCAUUACUUUGACAAGAGAAGUUUUACCAUAUUUAAUAACUAUGGAGUAGAUAAAGUUAAUUAUUUAAACAACAACAAAAAAAAAGAUCAGGCAUGGAAAUUGUGCUUAAAAUACUUUAAGUUCCUGGUCUUAUGCUGUCACUGUUUGUCAUGCACUGAUUAUUUUGUGUCUUGUUUGUUUUGUAAAUAUGUUUGUGUCGUUUGUUUUGAUUUAAAGAUAUUUCGGCCCUCUGUAUUUUACCAGGCCUACUGACUCUUGUUUUGAUUUUGUUUCACUUUGUGUUUAUUUUGAAAGAUUUGCUGGCAAUCUGGAAUUUGUUCUGUUUUUGGGUAAUAAACCUUUUUUUUCUUUCUUUCA